Messenger RNA from Grosmannia clavigera kw1407, 1149 nucleotides. Its product is annotated as alpha-ketoglutarate-dependent taurine dioxygenase. Lineage: Eukaryota; Fungi; Ascomycota; Sordariomycetes; Ophiostomatales; Ophiostomataceae. The transcript is spliced from 3 exons. Gene Ontology annotation, molecular function: 2-oxoglutarate-dependent dioxygenase activity. The record is from RefSeq and is a predicted model, not a curated record. Bases 1 to 1149 code for a protein of 382 amino acids. Gene Ontology annotation, cellular component: cytoplasm.
AUGGCACCACCAUCUGCCGUCGAGACCGUAACGGUGCCGACAAAGCUGCAGCCGCUGAAGCUGCACACGACCACUGCAGCAACGGGCGACUACAAGCAGCUGUCGCCGGCCGAGAUCGACCGGGAGGGAGAGGAGCAUGGUACAGACAAGUUUGCCGCAGCCAAGUACACAAACUACCUGCCGACAUGGGACCACACGGAAAAGUACCCGCCGCUGGUACCGUUUGAGCACGUGGAGCAUGGCAAGGAUGCGGACCGGACGUUCCCGGACCUGUUGCCGGCGACGGCACAGGUAACGGAGCUGACGCCGACGACGGGCAGUGAGGUGCGUGGCGUGCAGCUGAGCCAGCUCUCGGAUGCAGGCAAAAACCAGCUAGCACGGUUCGUGGCCGAGCGCAAGGUGGUAGCCUUCCGGGAGCAGGACCUGGCCGAUCUGCCGAUCGCGGACGCGCUCGCGUUUGGUGGCUACUUUGGGCGUCACCACAUCCACCCGACGUCGGGCCAGCCGGCCGGCUAUCCGGAGAUCCAUCUGGUGCAUCGCGGUGCCGGCGACAAGUUUGCGGAACAGUUCUUUGCCACGCGCACCAACAGCGUCGCCUGGCACUCGGACGUCUCGUACGAGCUGCAGCCGCCCGGCACCACGUUCCUCUACAUUCUUGACGGCCCGGCCAGCGGCGGCGACACGCUCUUUGUCAACGCCGCUGAGGCGUACAACCGCCUCAGCCCGGGCCUGCAGCAGCGCCUGCACGGACUUCAGGCCACCCACUCCGGCAUCGAGCAGGCCAACACCAGCAAAGCCCGCGGCAGCAUCACGCGCCGCGAGCCCGUCUUCCAUGCCCAUCCUGUUGUGCGCACUCACCCGGCCACUGGCGAGAAGGCCAUCUAUGUGAACCCGCAGUUCACUCGCGAGAUUGUCGGCUUCAAAAAGGAAGAGUCCGACGCUCUGCUCAAGUUCCUCUACGACCACCUCGCCUAUGGCGCCGACUUCCAGGCCCGUGUCAAGUGGGAGCCCGGCACUGUCGUCAUCUGGGACAACCGCGUCACCCAGCAUUCUGCCCUCGUCGACUGGAGGAGCGGCGACCGUCGCCAUCUGGCACGCAUCACGCCCCAGGCCGAGCGGCCGUACGAGACCCCGUUCGUCCCGGCUUGA